AUGUCACCAUUGCAAGGAACUAGGUCACUUCAAGUCAGAUUGCCCUCAACUAAAGAAAGGCAAAAAUCCAAGAAAGAUAAAAAGAAGGUGAUGAUGGAAACAUGGGAAAACUUGGAGAAUGACACUAGCUCUGAGAGUUUUGAUCAAGAAGCUCAGCUGUGUCUGAUGGCUGAUCAUGAUGAUGAAAAUGAGGUAGAUCUCUUUGACUUUUCUAUUGAAGAAUUCCAGUACAUUAUUAAAGACAUUACUGUGGAUUCUAAGAAACUCUUGGAUAAGUAUGCGAAAUGUAAGAAAGAAAAUGAGGCAUUAAGGACAGAAAAUGAUCUUUUUUUGAAAAAGGUUAAGGCAACUGAAACUUGUAAUGAAAAUUUUUUAAAAGAAGAAAACAGUGCCUUACGAGCUGAAUUAGAGAAAUUCAAACUCAAGCAUAAGGUUACUGCUUCCACUGAUUUAAUUUCUGAAAACAAAAAGCUGAAUGAACAAAUAAAAAAUCUGAAUGAAGACCUAGCAAAGUUUGUUCAAGGUUCUCAAAAUUUGAACAAACUGCUUGCUUGUCAAAGAAAAUCUGAUUGUAGAGUCAUUAAUGAGAAAACAGGAGCUAUUUUGUUUGUUGCCAAAAGAAGUGACAAUGUUUAUGGUCUUACACUAGAUAAUCUUAAAGUUCAAAAUGUAACUUGUUUCUCUUCAAUGGAAUAUGAAAAAUGGAUGUGGCAUAAGAGCUUAGGACAUGCUAGCAUGCUCCAAAUCUCUAAGCUUGUAAAGAAAAGCUUAGUAAGAGGGCUUCCUAAUAUAAAAUUUGAUAAGGAUAUCAUUUGUGAUGCUUGUCAAAUGGGUAAACAAAUAAAAACCUCUUUCAAACCCAAGAAAGACGUCUCAACUAAGAAACCAUUGGAAUUGUUACAUCUUGAUCUAUUUGGACCAACUAGGACUCAAAGUCUUGGAGGAAAAAGUUAUGGCAUGCAAGCAUAUAGAGUAUAUAAUAAGAAUUCUAAAACUGUUGAAGAAACCAUGCAUGUCACAUUCUGUGAGUCUAACACUGUUUCUAGUGUUUGCAUUGAUGAUAGUCCAGGUUUUGAAGCUGAAUUGUCCAAGAAUACUGAGUCAGCUCCUCAAAAUUCAAGUUCUCAUGAAGCUGCACCUGUUAGCAGCGAAAAUUCCAAUUCUGCAGGAGACAAUUUGGAAUGA
Messenger RNA from Arachis ipaensis, 1185 nucleotides. The record is from RefSeq and is a predicted model, not a curated record. Lineage: Eukaryota; Viridiplantae; Streptophyta; Magnoliopsida; Fabales; Fabaceae.